Messenger RNA from Phaeoacremonium minimum UCRPA7, 1353 nucleotides. RefSeq names its product putative amine oxidase protein. Bases 1 to 1353 code for a protein of 450 amino acids. Lineage: Eukaryota; Fungi; Ascomycota; Sordariomycetes; Togniniales; Togniniaceae. The record is from RefSeq and is a predicted model, not a curated record. The transcript has a single exon. Gene Ontology annotation, molecular function: oxidoreductase activity.
AUGACCACCACGUACGACUGCAUCGUUGUCGGCGCCGGCUACUCGGGCCUAGCGGCGGCCAAGAGCCUGAAGGAGGCCGGUAAGUCGGUGCUGCUCCUCGAGGCGCGGGAUCGCGUCGGCGGGCGCGCCAAGACGCAGGUGCUCGAGGACGGCUCGUACUACGACUGUGGCGCGAGCUUCAUCGGCCACAAGCACGAGCUAAUGUACGGACUGUGCAAGACGUACGAUGUGGACAUCUACACGCCGCCACUCGACGGCAAGCUCGUGGUGCAGCACCGCGGCAAGGCUAAGGAGUACGCGGGCUUCCUGCCGCCGUUCCGCCCCUGGGAGGUGCUGGACAUGGGCCAGGCCAUCUGGCGGUUCGAGCGCCUCUGCGAGAAGGUCAAUGUCGAGCAGCCGUGGAAGACCAAGAACGCCAUGAAGCUCGACCGCAUGACGGCCGACGAGUACUUCCGCAAGAUCACGUACACAAAGGCCGGCAUGGCGAUGGUGGACCUGGGCAUCGAGUCGAUCCUGGGCACGAACCAGGGCCUCGUGUCCCUGCUGCACGCCAUGUUCUUCUUCAAGUCGAACGCCUCCUUCACCGAGGCGUGCCAGGUGGAGAACGGCGCACAGAAUCACUUCAUGGUGGGUGGCUCGCAGCGGAUCCCGAACAAGAUCCGCGAGAUGCUCACGGACGAGGUCGUGCGCCUCGAGGAGCCGGUGCAUGCUGUUCGCUACGGCGAUGAGUCGGUAGAAGUGACCACGCCGAAGGGGACAUACCACGCAAAGAAUGCCAUCUUUGCCGUUCCACCUCUGCAUAUCCUGAAGAUGGACUUCACCCCUCGCUUACCGGUCGAGAAGAUUACUCUCCUGUCACACAUGCCCAUGGGUGCCUACAUGAAGGUGUUCGCGACCUACAAGACCCGUUUCUGGCGCGAGAAGGGCUUGCGAGGCGAGUCGACAAACCCGCUCGGCUACGUCUCGGUGACCUUCGACCCGUCGCUCGAGGACGGCCCGCCGAAGCUGACGGGCUUCAUCGCGGGCACCAAGGCGCGAGAGUUCAUCAGCUUCAGCCCGGAGAAGCGACAGAAGAUCGCGCUUGAGGAGUUCGCCGCCAGCUUCGGAAAGGAGGCGCUUGAGCCGGAGAAGUUCUUCUUCCACACGAUGAUGGAAGAUGAAUGGAGUCUCGGCUGCCCCAUGGCCAACCCGGCGCCGGGGAUGUGGUCGACGCUGGGCCCGUGGAUGACCAAGCCGAUCGGACCUAUCCACUGGGCUGGCACCGAGACUUCAACAAAGUUCAUGGGUUACAUGGAGGGCGCCGUGUUCGCUGGACAGAGAGCGGCCGGCGAGGUCAUUGCUGCGUUGAAAUAG